AUGCUUCUUUUCCCUGAUGGCGACGCCAACGGCGAGGACGCUAAACGUGACCGCCUCGCCGCCUUACCUGAGGAGCUUCUCUUUGAGACGCUCCGCCAGCUCUCCCAAAAAGACCUCUGCAAUGUGUCGCGAUUGAACAAACGAUACCACAGACUGGCCGAUGCCGUCUUGUACAAGAGCGUUCACUUCCAGAGCCCGGAGCUCCAUCUUACUUUCAGUGAGUCACUAGGCCGUCGACCACGCCGCGGCUCGGCCAUCAACGAGGUGAAACUGGUUUACCCUAAUGAGGAGCUGUCACGCCUUGCUUUGGAUGGGCCCGUUCAUAACUCUCACUACGACCCCUCGCGUUCCGACACGCUUUCGCGCACACUCUCUGUCAUGUCAAAUUUGGAGAAACUCGACAUUGCUGUUCCGGACGUCCUAUUACAUGGUAUAGGAACUUUGUUCAACGGACCCUUCGACUUGGCUUACCUCAAGGAGUGUACGCUCUUUUACCAAUGCCCCGAGGACGCAUAUUGGAACCUGCGGGAAAACAUCCACAUCUUUGCCCACCCGACAUUGGAAACUCUCAUAAUCAAAAGAGCCAGGCUCGAUGAGAAGGGAUUCGACUUCAUGGAGCGCCCGCACGAGACAGGGUUGAAAAAAUUACAUUUCAUCGAAUGCGAUAUCAACGAUGAUGGGCUAUCGGAUCUUCUCGAAUUUCCCGAGGGGCUGGAGGAAUUCGUCUUGACGCAAACCCCAGAACCGAGGCCAGAGCUUGAGGACAGUUCUGACAACUUCGCCGACUACGUCCUCGCGCUCACAUCGCAAGCACAUUCUCUGAAGACGUUGACCAUCGACUCACCAACACUCGGCUGUCGUAAACCGUUGAGAAUGAGAGAGUUCGAGGCGCUCAAGACGAUGCGGAUGAAUUGGGACUACCAGCUUUUCGGGCAAACGACCAAGAAACCACGCAUGCAUUCAGUCGGACUGCCACCCGAGAUGGAAACUUUGGAAUUCUUCAACGAGCUGGGUACGGACGAGGAGGUGACAGAACUCCUCCUAUACACAGUUCAGACCAAAGGCGUUGUCGCCAAGUCAUGGAAGACGUUGGUGGUUGUAGAGGGCGACAACGGGGUUUCUCCAGAGAUCAAAGAAGCAUGCAAAGAACAGGGCUUGAAACUGGAUAUCAUUGGUGCGUUUGACACAGACGGCGAUGUCGACUAG
Colletotrichum graminicola M1.001 is the source of this 1206-nucleotide messenger RNA. Its product is annotated as F-box domain-containing protein. Gene Ontology annotation, molecular function: protein binding. The transcript has a single exon. Bases 1 to 1206 code for a protein of 401 amino acids. Lineage: Eukaryota; Fungi; Ascomycota; Sordariomycetes; Glomerellales; Glomerellaceae. The record is from RefSeq and is a predicted model, not a curated record.